GUCUGACUUCGUCCUGAAGCCCCGAACUUCCCCUAAAACCCGGUCCGAUCGCUGGUCUGAGAGCGUUCCGGGGCCGAGCUGCGAGCGAUGCCCGCCUGGAGGUCCACAGCCGCCGGGGAGAGCGCCGAGUCCCACCGCUGAGCUCCGGCGGUUCUGGAUCGGCCCCGGUUCCGAUGAGACCAUGAGGACCCACACCCGCGGGGCCCCCACCGCCUUCUUCAUAUGGCUGCUGUGGCCCCUGCUGGCGGCGGGGGGGGACCCCGCCGACCGGAUCCCCUUCCUCGGGGGGAACUACGACGGCCCCCCCAUGCUGUACUUCGGCCGCGGCGACGUGGAGGGCCUGCAGGCCGCCGCCGCCGGGACGCACCGGGACCUGGCCCGCAGGAUCCGCCAGGCCGCCGAGGAGAUGCUGGAGUACCCGGAGGACUACCUGCCCCCCUGGAGCCCCGCCCACUUUAGCGGCCGCUGGAACGAGAUGUACGGGAACAACCUGGCCGUGCUGUCCAUGUUCUGCGUGCUGUACCCGCACCGGGCCGGCGCCCUGGACCUGGCCCGGGACUACAUGGAGAGGAUGGCGGCGCAGCCCAGCUGGCUGGUCAAGGACAGUCCGGAGGACGAGGUCCCGGUGGCGCACUCUCUGGUCGGCUUUGCCACGGCGUACGACUUCCUGUACGAGUACCUGAGUAAGAGCCAGCAGGAGCGCUUCGUCCGGGUGAUCGGCAACGCGUCGCGCCUGAUGUACGAGAAGUCCUACACCCGGGGCUGGGGCUUCCAGUACCUGCACAACCACCAGCCCACCAACUGCGUGGCCCUGCUCACCGCCAGCCUGGUCUACAUGGCCCAAGGCUACCUGCAGGAGGCCUACCUGUGGACCAAGCAGGCCCUGUCCAUCAUGGAGAAGUCCCUGGUGCUGCUGCGUGGCGUGACGGACGGCUCGCUGUACGAGGGCGUGGCCUACGGGACCUACACCACGCGCUCGCUCUUCCAGUACAUGUUCCUGGUGCAGCGCCACUUCGCCAUCAGCCACCUGGAGCACCCCUGGCUGCUGCAGCACUUCGCCUUCAUGUACAGAACCGUCCUGCCAGGCUUUCAGCGCACGGUGGCCAUCGCAGACUCCAACUACAACUGGUUCUACGGGCCCGAGAGCCAGCUGGUCUUCCUGGACCGCUACGUGAUGAGGAACGGCAGCGGGAACUGGCUGGCCGAGCUGAUCCAGCAGAACCGGGUGCUGGACGGGCCGGGCCGGGCCGGCAGAGGCCAGCGCUGGUGUACCCUCCACACGGAGUUCCUCUGGUAUGACCCACACCUGACCCCCAAGCCUCCGUCAGACUUUGGGAGCGCUCGUCUUCACUACUUUGAGGACUGGGGCGUGGUCACACACGGCAGCGCUCUCCCGGCCGCCACCAACCACUCCUUCCUCUCUUUCAAGUCGGGGAAGCUGGGUGGACGGGCCAUCUUCGACAUCAUCCACCUGAACCAGUACAGGGAGUGGGUCAAAGGGUGGAGGAACUUCAACGCCGGCCACGAGCACCCGGAUCAGAACUCCUUCACCUUCUCGCCCAACGGCGUCCCGUUCAUCACAGAGGCUCUGUACGGUCCCAAGUACACCCUGUUAAACAAUGCGGUGCUGUUUGGCCCCUCCCACUUAGGGAGCUGUUUCGGUCAGUGGGUGGGACAAGUGACUGAAGCCUGCAGUUCCAAGUGGUUGACUUACAAGUCUGGGCCGGCCGCGGACGCUCAGGGCCGAGUGGAAGCUGCCAUGGAAAGAGACGGGAUGGUCUUCAUCCGGGGGGAGGGGCGCUCUGCUUACCAUCCAGAGCUCAAGAUCCGGAGCUUUCAGAGGAACCUCCUCCUUCUCCACCCACAGCUUCUGCUCCUGGUGGACCACAUCCACCUGGAUCCAGACAGUCCCACGAGGGCCAUGAGCGCCUUCUUCCAGAACACGUACCAUCCGUUCCGAGAGACGCAGGUGGACGACGUUCACGGAGCAUUCAUAUCGCACGGCGAGGAUAAAUACCAGAUGCUCUGGCAGGACGACACGAGCCACAGCGCUGAAGGAGUCCUGGGUUACUGGAGCUACUCUCCAAGGUUUGCCUAUAACGGCUCAAACUACGUCAACGUCACCAUGCCGCUGAGGUAUCCCCACACCAGAGUGGCCUACAUUUUCUUUGGCCCGGGCGUAGAGGUGGAGAGCUUCAGGCUGCGCGGCGACUCUGAGAGAGUGGACGUCUACCUGACCACCAAAGAACACCGCUACACCGUCCACCUGCUGACGGGGGAGGCUCCCAGGAAGCCUCUGUUCGCCAUGGUGCUGCAAGAUAGCAAGAAGGUCGUGUUCGAGAGAGGAACUGCCCAGGCCGAUGACUCGCCGGAGGAAGUGGAGGAGUACGUGAACGUGGUGGAGGAUCACCUCCACCACGUGAAGCCCGUCUUCCAGCAGAUGGAGAGACACAUCCUGGGACGGGUCCUCAACUCGGCCAGCUUCCGCAAGACCGCAAAGCGCCUUCUGAGGCUAUCCGACAGGAAGAAAUCUGAGGAGGCCAUCGCGAAGAUGUUCACCAUGUCUAAGAAGCAGAGCCCGGGGAAAGGCGGGAAGAGGGCCAGCCUCGGGGAGAAGCUGUCCGAGGGGCUGCCCGACUUAUUUGCACAGGUUGAGUCCAGUGAACAGAAAGCCAGACUGAUAAAUCUGAAGCGAUCGUACGACGACAGUCAGGAGGAGGGCGACGCAGACCUGAGUGCCUUAGUGGAUUAUAAUGAAGAACACAAGAGUAGAAAGGAGGGCGUCGUAAAGGGCCGCCGCUUUAAGGAGGUCCACAUGUUGGGCGCAACGGGCAGCGAUGACCUGUCCGACUCGGGAUCCUACAUCCGACUUUUCCUGGUUCUCAACACGGGAACCUUCUUCAUGAUGCUGGCCAUGCUGCUGACGCGCUUCCACAGGGGCUACAGCCUGUCCGCCCAGAGGUGCAGUGCUAGCACCCGGAGCCCGGGGCGGGCCGUCCAGAGGGCCGCCGUCAGACCAGCUCCCAUUCACAGCCGCUGCUCAGAGAAAUGCUCGGAGGAUUCCAGAAGGUCAGCUACAUCAGGGAGUUACAGUUCAAAGAACGAAGCAGAAGAAACAACACAGCUUCACUUUCUGCCGUACACAAACAAGCUCAGACAUGACUGUUUUCACAACUUGAUUCAGCUCUUCCCGGGCUCCUGAACCCGCCGUACUUCCAUUGACUGUUUGUAAUAUUCAACCAGGAGGUGUAAAGAUAAAAGAAUGUGCUCCCAAUAUUUCUAAACAGCCUGUAAAUUCCUCUUUUAGAUAAAGAUAAAAGUCCUCUAUGAAUGAUGUUGGUGUUGCGCUUAAAGCUCUCUGAAACAAGCCUUGAAACCGAUCCAAGAAUUGGACCAAAGUCUGCCUUUAAAGCCAGUGUGAUCUGGUCAGGGACCAGAUUCAGCCCUGAUCAGACAGCAGCCACUAAGCCCUCUCAACCAGGCGACAGACCGUCGAAAGAGCCUUCAGAACGGGGAGGAACCGAGGAAACCCAGCGCCGUGCCGAGAAGCUCUCACAUUGGUGAUGGUGGGUUUAAAGUUUGCUUGUGAUUCUCAUCAAAUCAACGAGACUUGGUACGAUGCUACUGCUGCUGCUGUGUUUCUGUUACGGCAGCUGGGAUGUGUUUGAGCUUUCUUGGGAGUUUAAAAGCCUUGGCGAGGAGAUCCUGCUGCAAGCGUUGAACGUGUUUUGAUGAAAGGUCUCCUAAAGCCGUGACCUCUCAGCCCGUGGUGUUUGGCUGUCGGGUGGGAGUGUCGGGGGCAUUACUUCAGGUUUUACCAACACACUCAGACAGGUGUUUGCUAGGUUUGAGUUCUAGAAACAAAAACCUCCUGAAAGACCCUGACUCUUCCAACUAAUACCCCUUUCCCACUGGCCAAAAAACCCGUUUAAACCCGCUAACUAUCGGCUCCUCCUGGCAGUGAGAAAGGGUUUGACAGGGAUUUCAACCCAGGUUGUUCGACCCUGCAAUCGACCCGGGAAUUUACCGGGUCACUUUGUACCGGCUUUUAGUGGGAGGGACACAUCUGGGAACUUACAUGAUGACGUCGACGCAGCAUGGCUACGUUAGCGCGCUAGUUGUUGUUUCUGGACACAGCGUGAGAUUUCCUUCGUCCAGACGACCCAGCACUGGCAAGACAGAGAGACCAGAGAGCUGCUCUGGAUCCGUGGGGAAGAGGAGAUUCAUCUCCAGGUAAUGGGGACUGUGUUCCGCUGCAUUGUUUACUUUCGCUUUGCUCCGUCUUGCUGAUGAUGUCA
Molecule: messenger RNA, 4298 nt
Organism: Salarias fasciatus (jewelled blenny)
Lineage: Eukaryota; Metazoa; Chordata; Actinopteri; Blenniiformes; Blenniidae
Gene: dse
Product: dermatan sulfate epimerase
Exons: 7
Coding region: 182-3202 (1006 amino acids)
Molecular function (GO): chondroitin-glucuronate 5-epimerase activity
Source: RefSeq, a predicted model, not a curated record